Bemisia tabaci is the source of this 9700-nucleotide messenger RNA. RefSeq names its product Sequence-specific single-stranded DNA-binding protein (gene Ssdp). Gene Ontology annotation, molecular function: protein binding; single-stranded DNA binding. The record is from RefSeq and is a predicted model, not a curated record. Lineage: Eukaryota; Metazoa; Arthropoda; Insecta; Hemiptera; Aleyrodidae. Gene Ontology annotation, cellular component: nucleus. Gene Ontology annotation, biological process: positive regulation of transcription by RNA polymerase II.
UACGCAAACCGGCCAUACUGCGGGCAUGCCAGUAAGCGGUAAGCUACAGAUUCGGCGUUCCCUCGUGCAAUAGGAACUGUGAGUUUCCGACUAAAGUUUCCGUGCGUCGCGAUGGAUUUUCGUGUGUGAUUAGUGACGAUUCGAAUUUUUACUUACCAUGUAUCCGAAAGGAAAAGGCUCAUCAGUUCCCUCUGAUGCCCAAGCCCGUGAAAAGUUAGCGUUAUAUGUUUAUGAAUACCUCCUACAUGUUGGAGCUCAAAAAGCUGCCCAAACAUUUCUAACAGAGAUCCGAUGGGAGAAAAAUAUCACAUUGGGCGAGCCGCCCGGAUUUCUCCAUUCAUGGUGGUGCGUGUUUUGGGAUUUAUACUGCGCAGCACCUGAACGAAGGGAUUCGUGUGAACACUCUAGUGAAGCUAAAGCUUUCCAUGAUUAUGGUUUUGUUAAUUCCGGUUACAAUGUUAAUGGAAUCGCACAUAAUGCUGGGCCCGCACCAAGUCCUCUCGGUCAAAUGCCUCCCAAUGAUGGCAUGGCGGGAGGCCCCAUUCCUCCUGGUUUCUUUCCUAACUCAACUAUGAGGCCAUCUCCUCCCACACAUCCGUCAUCACAGCCGUCCCCUCACCCUCAGCCCCCACCUCCUCAUAGCCAAAUGAUGGCCAGUCAGCCGUUUAUGGGUCCUAGGUAUCCAGGUCCAAGGCCAGGAGUUCGGAUGCCUCAACUUGGAAAUGAUUUCAAUGGACCUCCUGGUCAACCAAUGAUACCAAGUGGAAUGGAUCCUUCUAGACAAGGUGAAGGCGGUGAUUAUGUAAAUUGGCAAGGUCCUCCGGGUAUGAAUUCUAUGACUCCAAGAAUGAACCCUCCAAGGGGUUCUGGGAUGGGCCCCAUGGGUCCCGGGUCGUAUGGUCCUGGAAUGAGAGGCCCCCCUCCUAACAGUAGUUUAGGUCCUGGGCCCGGUGGAGGUCCAGGAAUGCCACCUAUGCCCAUGGCAGGCGGAAGGCCACAGUGGCAACCAAACACAUCAACGCCGAUGAACUACUCUUCCUCGUCACCUGGAAACUAUGGCGUUUUUCAGGGACCACCUGGACCCGCAGGGCCCCUACCACCUGGUAGUUCUAUCGUUCCCAGUCCUCAAGGUUCUGUGGGACCCUACUCUCCCGCAAGCCACAGAAUGCCCACCCCUAGUCCUGUCACAAGACAAGACUCAUCGAAUUCAGGAGGCGAAAGUAUGUACACUAUGAUGAAACCAGUUCCUGGAGGUAACAUGCCUGGCGAUUUCCCGAUGGGCGGAGGUCCUGAUGGUGGACCCCUAGGUCCAAUGGGACCAAACACCAUGGGUCCUGUUAUGAAUGGUGAUGGUUUAGAUGGAAUGAAGAACUCUCCUGCCAAUGGUGGACCUGGCACGCCGAGAGAGGACAGUGGAAGUGGCAUGGGAGACUAUAACUUAGGUGGAUUUGGCGGGGGAGAAAAUGACCAAACGGAGUCAGCGGCCAUUUUGAAAAUAAAAGAAAGUAUGCAGGAAGAAGCAAGGAAAUUCGAAAAAGACACGGACCAUCCAGAAUACUUCAUGCCUCACUGAAUUUCCUAUUAGAUCAUGUGAAGUUUCCACAUUGUCAAUCCUGUAAAAUCUUACUUUAGUUUGUGCAGUAUUAAAAUCGGUCGGAAAGGCUCGGCCGGUAGAUUAAUUGUAAAUUGUCUUUAUUUUGUUCCAAUCAACACUUUUUCCUCCUCUUUUAAGGAUGAAUGUUCAAAUUUAUUUAUUUUUACCUGUCCCUGUAUAUACUCCGUUCAAUCAGCUCUAUUUGUAUAUUUCUUGAUUUUUAUGUAUUUUAUUUAUGUUUUAUCAUCUUGCGAACCAAUUCAGUUUUUAUUUUUUAUCAUUUUAUAAUUUUUGACGAUAGGUUUUUAUGGAUUUUGUAUUGAUAUAUAAACACAAUUUGUGGAAUCUUUCAGUUAAACCGUCUCAAGGUUCUCUUGUUCUUCUGUUCCUUUAGUUUUUGUCUCGAAGACAAAGUCGAUUGUUUUCCUAAAUAAAUUCUCUAAUUCAGUUUUCCUGUGCCGCUCACCAAAGCUGAUGAAACAUCAUAAGUGAAUUUUCUAAUUUUUACCAUCAUGUAUCAGAGACUAUGACCAUGCUAUCACUAUAGAUAAUUAUUCGCAGAGUAAGAAGUGAUCAGUUCUUCACUCCGCUUUAUUUGAAGUCAAAAUCAUUGUUAAUUUUUGAUUCCGUGAUCAAUUUUACUCACAGUAGAGUGAGGUUCUGUGCUUGAGGGCGAAAUUACCUUUCAAUGUAACUUUGUACCAAAGGAACACUUGAGAAGCAAUGAUUGUUGUGACUUAUUGGAUUUUUAUGGCUCUAGAAACUUUUUUCUCAUCUCUCCCAGUCAGGUCCUGACUAGUUAAAUCUGUCUUUUUAGCUGUGUAGACCAUUUAGUUAUUAUUUUCUCAGUGUUAGAAGUUAGUGAAACUAUACCGAGAGAAGCCUCUUGUUGAAUGAACUGCAAUAACUCAUCCUUAGAGAUUUUUUGACCCUCCUAGCCUUAAGAAUCCCUAUAAGUUCCUACUGUGAAUGAACGAGGCUUUAAAAAUGAAGGUGAAGAAAAUAGAAAAUCUUUAUUUUCGUAUUUGAAAAAUAAGGCUAAGUACUUUGAUUCUUUAGGAAAGUGUGUUACGUCCAGUCAUAAAUAAUGGCUUUUCAUGAACGGCCCUUAACCUCUCUGUGACCCUAUGAUUUGAGAAGAAUUUUUUCCUAAGCUGUUGAGUUAACCUUCGUUUCUUCGUCAGUUUGACCUGCAAAAAUUCUACAUGAUCUGUAUUAUAUUUUUAUUUUUGCAAGGGAACUCAUAGUGCUUCCUUUUCCCUCAUGGUAUCUGUUCCCAUUUAUUUCUUAAGGUUCCCUCAUGAAAAUCACAUUGUAAAACUUGUUUGCGCAUUUUGAAGAGGUGCUUUUAUAGAAACCUCGUUGCACUUUAUUAUUUGACUUUGAGGUUUUUGCGAAGAUUAUUUUGUAAAUCUUCAACAAAUUUGUUUUUAUAGAAUCAAUUAUACCAAGGAUUACUGACUGGGAAGAAACAAAAAAUAAAUAUUGUCAAUACUUUACUCAGAAAAUUAAGCAGAGAAGUCAAUUUUGGUGGAAGCUUGCAUUUUGUUUUCGCUUUUUUUGAGGUUGUGAAAUUACAAGGUGUAAUUAUCCUCUUGAAAACCAUGACUUUUAAGUGUCAAAUCGUGCUAAAAAAUCAGGGCUUUAUUUUCCAUGUUGGCAUUUUCUGGUGCUACUACGUGAACAAAACUCCAGCCUUUUUUCCUCCACAAAAGAUGGCAUUUGGAAUGUGUAGAUUACGAGACUGAUCAACCAGAAUGUAGCUUUUAUUCUACCCUGAGAUAUUGUUACUGCAAACAUUAUUAUUGAUGGGAUGGUCACAGUCAGCCAAUACCAGAAAACGUCAGAGAAUUUUCAUGAGUCAGAGAAAACCUGGAAAUGUCAUGGAAAAUGACGCAACUGUCAGGAGAAAAUUGUCACGGUACCUCUAUUUGCUUUCUAGAAUGAGUUUAACGUUUCGAACAAGAAAAUUUGCCUCAGAAUUGUUUCAAAUCAUGUCUUUUUAGCCAUCUGGCAUAUCUUCAAUUGUCAGGGAUUUUUACCAAAAUGUGUCAGGGAAAUCUGGGAAUUUCAUUGUCUGAAUUCUGCGGCAACUCUGACAUGAAAUAAAAUGAAAAAUAAAUAAUCAAAAAAUCUGGAAUUAAUUUUCAGCAGUAUUGCUUUUUAGGUAGCAGUACCGUUAACAAUUGAGGCAUUGGGUGUAGAGAGGGCACUUCUCAGCUGCGGUGCUCUAGAAUCUCCUCUGUUAAUUUAUGUUUGAGAGAAGCAACUAAGUAUUGGAUGAAUUCUCUAUACUUUCCGAUUAUAGCAUCAUAAAAAAAUCUGCACUAUAAGCUCCAAGACCUCCUAAAUAUAGAAUGUCCAAUCCAAGUUAAAAAAAAUUAUAUUUUGCUUUGAUCCUAGCGAUGAAAACACUAGCAGAAUUCUGAGACUACAACUGAAAACUGCCCUUUCUGCACGGUUGUUCCAAUUUUUCCAUCAUUUUGUCAAGAUGCGUAAUUGUCAAUGGCAUAUCGAUGAUGAAACUGCAGAAAUACAUAUCUCUAUUUACAAUCUUGUAGACUUCGUGUCAUACUAUAUUCCCUACACGGAAGACUACGAAACACAAAUUCUUGAAAACCUCGGGCGGCUUUUCCUCUAUAUGUGAAGAAUAUUCUGAAAAAAUUUCAAGUCACAAUGUUGAUUCCGUUUUCUUUUAAAAAAUGAAAUGGAAGCGGUGACUUUGAAACACAGAACAAGAGAUAUGAAUUUUUACCUUUUCAUCGUUUAUAUGUCUCUUACCUAAUGAGUGUAAAGUAGCACACAUUGAUCAUGUUUGUCAGUCAAUAUUAAAAUUUAUUUGCAUUGAUGUUCAGAUUUUCAAAUUUUUCAUUCUCUGUGGCGCAAACCACCAUUUAAUAAGGUAAAUUCCAUAAAAUGAUUAUAAAAGAACACAUUUUUUAUGCCAUGGAUUUAUUAAAUCUGUAGUUUUGACUAAAUGACUCCAAAGUAUUUCUUGUUCACGUACACUUCACAACAAUUUUCCUGUCAUUCCCUUUUCACGUUUUUCUGUGAGAAAUGAAAGUUUUGUCUGUCUGCCAUCAUUGCAAGCGCAAAAUUUGCCAGAUAGAUUUUAUUAAAUGAUUUUCUGUCGCUGAAUGCAAACUGGAAAGGAAUCAUCCUUUUCAAUUUUGCAUUGUAACGAAGCAUCACUAGCUGCAUUUACACAUUACAAGACCAUGUAUCUUCGAACCCCAACAUAGGCAGAAUCAUUUUGCGCAAAUGCAUCUGAUUUUUUUUUCUGGCAAAUCAUUGUUCAAAUCAGUUUUUUAAUCCUCAUUAUUUUGAGUAAUUAAUUAAUUAAGCUUGGUUUAUUGAUUGGGGCACUAUCACUUGUAUAUCAGUUUUGUAGGCCCCACCUUUCUAUUUCCGUCUCUAGACUCUAAUUUUAAUUGGUAUCCUCUUGUUGAAUGUACCCUAAGUAUUUUGCUCGUCUUUUUUACCACCCUCUUCUCCCCUCUCUGGAAUACAUUUAAGAGCUCAAAAGAGGCUGGCUGAAUUUUUUUUCUGUGCCUCUCAUCAUUUUACGCAGUAAAAGUAAGCACAGGAAUUUCGAUAGGAGAAACAAGACUCCGAAGUUCUGAAAUUAUUGCAAAGUAUCAUUUGAAAAUAAAACUUUUAUUCUUUAGUUCAUAAUUCUAGCUCAUAAUUCUGUCCCUUGUUUCAUAAUAAUAUUUUAAACACGCUUUUCAAUGCGAUGAGGAUACAAGAAUAGAAGCUCACUCAGCCGGCCAUUAAACUUGUCUCUUAUCGUAACACAGUUUCCUUCAUUUGUCUCUCCUUUUUCUUUAACUAUGCAAGGCUGUCUCUGUACAUACUGGGAAAACUUCAGAAUGGUGGUGAAUGAAUCUUUAAUUUUAAAAAGCAAAAGUAGAGAUACUUAAUCGAAAUCGUGGCAGAUUGUUUUUAGUUGUAUUUUGUACAAGUUUGUAAAUAUUUCAUAGAUUUAUCUAGUUAUAAUUACGAAUAGACAAAUGAAGCGAAUCCUCAGUCCCGGAAGAUUACCAUGUCAGGAAAUAAAGAGUAUUGACUAGCCAGUUCAGAUGUAUGUUAUUUCUCAUUCGCAAUGCGAGUAACAUAUUUCAAAAAUUGAGAAUAUGUGAUAUUUAAAUAAAUUGAAAAUAUUGUGACCUUUGAAUAAAUGUAAUUAAAAAUAUUUUUAAUCUCACUCCUAUAGUGUACUUCUUUGUUGUCCUCAACUCGCCAAAUUUUUUCGCUGUGAAGAAAUUCGAUGCUAUUGCUGGCUGCAGUCAUGAAGCUGAUCAAGGUUAUCAUGAUCACAUCCUCUUAAGUUAGGAGUCAAUUUUAUAUUUUAAUGAAUGAGUGAGACGAUUAGAAACUGAAAUAUGACUGUUUGUUGGAACAGGGGCCUCAAUGCAUGGAGGAAUCAUUUUCUAGCUUGAUGGAAAAACCAGAAUUCGAUUGAUUCAGAGAAAACUCACGGUAGGAUCUCAGAGAGUAAGUUGCGAGUGGUCUUAUUUGUUUUCGUGCCAAUAGCAAACCUAAAGUUGCAUUUUUUUAAAAAAAUUGGGAGUUUUCAUCAAAAUUCUUUCUCUCAAUACUGCAGUUUCUAAACUGUUUCAACCUCUCAAAGCUCUAGUUUUAUUUGACUUUCAAGCCUUUUUCGUUCGGAAGUUUGUGUUUAACACUUCUGUGUUAACACAACAAGCUGUGGAACCAAUUUUUUUAAUUUAAAGUUUUUCAGCAAUGAGGUUCCUCUUCCUGUAGACGCUUACGAAUGUGAAUUAAUUACAGUAAUGCUCCGGUUAUUCAAUGCUUCGGCCAUCUCACAUAGUUUUAAAUGAGGUUUUGGUCGAAAACAAGCCAGCUCUCAAGUCGAAAACCGGUUUUUUUGAGCAAGAAUUUAAUGUAUAUGUGGUUUUUUUUGUAAUUUUUCUCAAAUUAAAUGAGAAUGUUUCAUCAUUAGGAUAGAAAAUUGGCCAGUCUUGUGUUUUUUGGUCUUAAAGAGAGCCUGAGAUGGCAUUGUUACAGUCUUUUUUUGGUUUGGAUCAUCUGACUUUUUUGAUAUCCGUUGUGACCCUGGCCACAAAUCAUUGUAUAAUCGGAGCAUCACUGUAUUUGAAUUUUGUGUUCCUGUUGUCACAAAUUAGUUUGUAGAGUUAAAAUGCAGUUUUCGGUGCAAAUUUUAAAGUAUUCAAAAGAGUGACGGAGUUAUAUUUUUGUUGAUUUCUCAGUCUUUGAACCUAGCAAAACACUGAGGUGAGAUCACUAGUUGUCGGCUCCUGAAACGUUUGUUAUUGUAAUUUGUUGGUUUUCUGGAACAGACAACUUCUGCUCUCUCUCGUUUGCCUGUACUCCUAUUCGUGUAUGAUCACCAACUUUGACUUUAGAAAUAGUGUAAAUAACUAGGUUCCAAUGGAAAAUUGAUAUAACUUUUUUUGUAAAUAGAUUCUUUAAUUUUAAAAGUUACAACCGGGGAUUUUCCAAGAAAAAAGAAAGCCUGGUACUUGUAGUAUGGACAGUCUGUCACCUUGAGGAAAAAAAAACACCUUAAAAAUUACGCAGAAAGUCAUCGGUAACUGUCAAUAUUGUAGACUCAAACUGAUGUGCUCUGUCCGUUUUAUUUCAUGGCUUAUUGUGAUAAGGACUUCAAAAGUCUCCACAGUUAUGGCAAGUACAUCAGGUUUUGCCAUUUCCCUGUCGAAAGAACGUAACUCCUUUUUGAGGUUGCCAGUUUGCAUCUUUACUUUAAAACUAUUGAACACUUUUAACUGAAAAUGACACAAAUUUUUCAUGGAUUUCAUGGAAAUCAGCAGAUUUUUGAGCAGCAACCGUUUUGUCAUUUUCCGUGAGAAAAAGAAACUUGUAUGCAGAUAUUGCAACCUUGGAAUGGAGAUACGUUCCUCCAUGUGAGAAAUGGCAGUUGGUGAGAAUUUAUCGCUGUAUUUUUGAAUCUGUGGUUCCUGGAGAAAUUUUGCCUCUGAGAGUACAGUACGGUUUAAAUGAGGUCAGAAACAUUCUGUAAUCAAGAUGGCGAAUAUUGGAAACCACGUAACUCGCCUGGCAAUGCUACUGAAUUUCCGUCAUACUCACUCCUCCAAUCUGGAUUCUAAUGGACUUAAUGCUGAAAAUUUCCGUGCAUUUUCUUCUCCAUUCAAUAAAUAUCUGAGAAUAAGUCCCCCGAAAAAUGAAAAAAGUAGAGGCAGAAAUCUGUUAAUCAAGGUUUGUAGUUUCCAAAAGUAGCCGUCAGUACCUGUCGUCGGUUCAGCUACUGUCCAUUCUAAAAUUUUCUGAGAAUGGUGAAAAUCCGUGUUAGUUGUGGCCACUAAUUUUUUGAGGUUCUUUUUUCAACCUGGAAUCUGAACUGAAUUGAGUCGGAAGGAACCGAGUAACGUUUUGGAAGAAAAUGAAUCAGGUGCAGUUUUGAGUUUAGCUAGUUUAAAAUAGGUAUAAAGUUGAAAGAAAUUAUUUUGAAUGCCAAAAUGUGACGGGAUUUGUAAAAAGAGACCUUAUCUUUGGGAAGAGAAUUUUCCUCAACUUUUUGUAAAUGCAUGAAGGAUGAAAAUCCAGAAAUUUUAGCGCAAGUUGAACCCUAAAAUCUCAAAAAUGAAGGAGCUAGUAGUUCUGAAGUUUCAAGACAAAAAUUCGUAGGUCUUAGAAGAGAGUAGCUCAAGAGUUUGCAAAAGUGAAGGAAAAUUUUCUUUUGGAAGAUAAGGUCCCUUCUAGAUCUGGUCACAAACAAGCAUUGAACCUGAGUCUCAAAGAAGAAUAAAUAACUUGUGGAACCUCUUUUUCUGCGCGCAAUCUUGCUGUGGCCUGGUUUCUAUCUGUCAAAAUCGGCUUAUUCAAUGUCAGACCUGAUGAUUGCACUCAAAAUGCAAAACAUCCAAGAACUCAAGUUGUUCUUCAAUUAAAGUAUGAAUGUAACUUUGAAAACUGCAGUUCCUCGCAAUGAGGAAUUAUAACUGUAUAUUUCAGAAGCCUUAAGCCAUUAAAACAAUUGGACUGUGGUCUGUGUAGAAAUCUCGAUCGUUGUUCUUUGUCCCUUCUCACUCUUGGAUCAGCUUUCGGAGCAAGAAUUUCUCAGAGGCAAAAUCAUCCGAGGAACAGGUUUCAAUUCACUGAUUCGUUUUGUUAUCUAGAAUAUCCUCUGACAUUACUUUAAACUCAGUCGCUCAAUCUGUUCUUUAUAGUUGUGAAUAUUUCCUGGCAAAUGAGUGAAAUGUUCGCCUGAUUACUUUUCAAUGUGCGAAUAUAGAGCUAGGUUAUUACUUGGGGCCAAAUUUUAUCAUAAUCAAAUACUUUUUUAUUGUACUUUCAAAAUCUUAACGAGCUGUUUCAGAUUGGUUUUAAUAAUUCAUCUCAUCUCUUUGCCAUUUUCUUUUUUUCUUGAGUCAGCGUUAAUUCUUCAUUUCAAAUUUCUGAGCUUUAAAUUCUGUUCUCACAAAUUCACGUUCCAAAAAUGUGGGUCUUUUACAUUCUCUGAUGUAAUCUCUCCAAGAACAAACAUCCUCAAUGAAAUAUGUUAUUCCUUUUUUUCGUUAGCUUCAAUCACUGGAGAGAUUAGUUCCUGCGCCUCAUUAAAUAACCGCUGAAUCUUUCUAUAAUUCAGUCUAUGAAUUGAGUAAUUUUCAAGGAAAUCAGCACACAGCUAGAUUUUUGGUGCAACUAUUCGCCUUUAUGACUUUCGCAUUGCAGCAAUGAAUUUUUAACUUGAAUGAAGGCACAUGCGUUUGCUAGAAACUAUUAGUUGUAUGAAUGAACAAUGUGACUGCAGGGUGCGAAUGCAAUGCUGAAACAAUCUGUUUUCCCUUUCACAGCCUUUCAUUUAUGAUUUCCCUGAAAUCUAGUACUAUGAAGUUCUCUUUGUAAGUAAUAGUUAUAAUUCAGUACUAAGUACACGCACUCUCAGGACUUAAUGAGUCCCUGAUUACUUGUCCUACAUUUAAAAGAAUCUUUAGCGAUUGGAAAUGUUCAUUUAGUGAAAAUUUGUUCUUUUUCUUUGCAGGCUAUGUUUGCAGUUUUCAUUAUUCAGUUUAAAAGUAUUGUCAGACUUGUAAAUGUUUUGUAUUUCUAUGAAAAAUUAAAACAUCAUUUUGUUUAUUA